This is a messenger RNA of Punctularia strigosozonata HHB-11173 SS5, 809 nucleotides long. RefSeq names its product G-protein gamma subunit. Gene Ontology annotation, molecular function: G-protein beta-subunit binding. Bases 205 to 453 code for a protein of 82 amino acids. NCBI's taxonomy places the organism in Eukaryota, Fungi, Basidiomycota, Agaricomycetes, Corticiales, Punctulariaceae. The transcript has 4 exons. Gene Ontology annotation, cellular component: heterotrimeric G-protein complex. The record is from RefSeq and is a predicted model, not a curated record. Gene Ontology annotation, biological process: G protein-coupled receptor signaling pathway.
CAGCUCCGUCCAUCAUCUCCACCGCCCCCUCUCCCCUUUCUCUCCCGACCGCUCGCCGCAUUAGCUUGUGCGCGCUUUGCCCCUCUUGCCACACCCGCACCGCGCAGCGCGUUCCUUACAACAAAUCCCGAGUCGACCGCACGCCACCAUAUCCGUCCGAUCCUUUAUCUCUGAACCCCCCAAAGACCCGCACACCCUGCCAACAUGAGCUCAAGGGCCAAACAGUCGAUGUCAGAGCUCAGGCUCCGGAGGUUGAUCGAGCACAACCAGCGCUUGAAGGAGGAUUUGGCUCGCCCGAGGAUACGAGUCAGCGAGGCGAGCAGCAGCCUUAUCCGGUAUUGCAAAAACACGAGAGACCACCUCGUGCCGUCUGUAUGGGGUCCCGUAAACAAGAGCGAGGACCCAUAUGCGUCACAAGGUACAUCAGGCGGCGGUUGCUGCUCGAUUCAGUGAGCGACGCUCAACGUGAGCGGUGGAGGAGGGACAUGAAUGCAGGGUUUGUUGCAGCCAGCCCAUCGCUACAACCAGACGGACACUCUCUUUCGCGGACUGUAUAGGAUUCGCUUGCUCCCUCCCGGCCUUUCCUUCGCCGGUACCCCACGCCCUGUUUCGCCCGCCUUCUCUCCGCCUAUGUGCAUAUAGUAUAUCCCAUUCUUUAUACAUCUUUUCCUCUCCCGUGUUUCUUGUUGUUUAGUGCUGUCCUCGGUCCGUUAUCCCUCAUCUUUCUCACCAUACUUGGUCUGCACCGGAUGUUCUGUACCACUGCGUCUUUUCUGUCAAAUUCCAAUAGCCUUCUAUGCCAAAUCAAU